This is a messenger RNA of Fusarium keratoplasticum, 3633 nucleotides long. RefSeq names its product Phosphoinositide phospholipase C. The transcript has 4 exons. Gene Ontology annotation, biological process: lipid metabolic process; phosphatidylinositol-mediated signaling. Lineage: Eukaryota; Fungi; Ascomycota; Sordariomycetes; Hypocreales; Nectriaceae. Gene Ontology annotation, molecular function: phosphatidylinositol-4,5-bisphosphate phospholipase C activity. The coding region runs from base 1 to 3633 and encodes 1210 amino acids. The record is from RefSeq and is a predicted model, not a curated record.
AUGGAUCUCUUGGAUCUCACUGCUGCUGUGCUUUCGCAAAAAUGCCUAGACCUGUUUGACCGAUGCCUCGGCUCUCCAUCUCAGACCAAGGAUGAUGGGAAGAACCAGCCCUCAGAUCAACCUGAAACGCCGUUAGCGGAUGAACACCUCGAGUACAAACUAGCAGACUUUAAUCUUUGGAUCGAUGGCAUCGGAGCACUGGCUUCUGCAAGAGCCGCGCUCGACUGGAGGCUCAAUGAACGGCCCAUUGACCUAGCGCUGGUCAAAGGAAACCUGGUAAUGCUGUACCAGUCCUUGGAAGACUACGCAGACUUGCAAGAAAAGCACCAGAGUCUCGACGAAGCCCUACUCGAUAUCGAGUCGGCUCUGGGAAGUCUCGCAUCCCUUGCACUGGCUGUCCGACGGACUGGAAAGCGGUCACGACUUCACAAAGCCGAUCGCCUCUUCAAUGAGGAAGAACAUUGCGAGCUGAAGCAACACCUGGAGUGCAUUGCGGUUCUACGGCCUGAGGAAAGAGGAUAUAGCAACCACAGGUUCAGGCAGAAGCUUGAGGCAUUAACGCCUAUCCAGCAGCGUCUGGUGGCAGCCAACUUGCGACGAAGAAAUCGUUUUCUGCAGGCUCGACGACAUUCAACUGGUCUCAAACGGCGCAAGCCCGAAUUAUCAUCCAUUUCGGAGGAUGCCAUCACCCAAGCACAUCAACCAAUCGCUUCGCCAGACCUGGAGAUUCCCAUCCCCACCCAUCCUGUUAUCGAACAAUCACCCAAGCUUCCCAAGAGUAGCGUUGCUCCCACGAUAUCAGGGACUUCAGCCUCAGUCCCCGAAAGUAAACUCAGAUACACCGACCCAGCACUCAGGAAGCCAGAGGCCUUGACACCCAGAACCGAGGUUACACGUAUCACGGCAAGCGCUCACUAUCCGCGACCCCAACUACCUGACGAUAACCAGCACAUGUUUCAAUGCCCUUGCUGCUACCAGACCUUGCCAGUUCAAGACGUGAAGACAAAUCCUAGAUGGAGGAAGCACUUGAGUGAGGACAUCUGUCCAUACACCUGCGUCGCCGAGGGCUGUCCCACUCCAGACGUCUACUACAGCACAAGAACGGCGCUAGAACGACACAUUCGGCAGGACCACUCACCUACCUGGCAAUGCCCCCUAUGUGAGGAUGAACCACAGUUCACCUCCAUGACGGACAUGAUGGAGCAUCUCAUGGCCUCGCACCAGGAAGCUUCUGAAGGUGACGACAUCUCUACGCUCAUAUCUCUCUCCACGCAGAGAAAGAUAGGCAUAGAGGCCUGUCCACUCUGUGAUGUGGAAGGAGUUGUUGAUUCUCCGGAGCUGAUCGACCAUGUCUUGGAGCAUGUUCAUGAUUUCUCUCUUCGUUCACUUCCAUGGCCAAGGUCUAGUCAUAUCAACCCUGGAGGCGAGGUGGGAACUUUUGACCUCGGGCAUAGCAAAUGUCCCUCUGUGAUCCAGUGGCUGAGCGGGCUUUCGGAUGUAGAAGGCCCCAGACGCCUGCAAUUAUCCCAGUUCGAUCACAAUCGAGUCGCCAUAGUGGAGAGCCAGAUAUCUCCCUCCCAAGAGUACGAUCUUCCGGGCGAGAUUUGCUUUGCGGAUGAGCAUGGAGAUGAAUCGGCUGCUGCUGAGACAGACAUCUCACGACUUACUCAAGAAACGCUUUCAAGCUCCGAAAUGACCAACAAUGCCGAAGAUGCAACCCAGGAUCCUGAUAUUGCUUCCAUCGAACAGCCAACAGAUCAAGACGAAAACCAAGUUGCCCCUGAGAGCACAACCUCACGGUUCCGUAACAGAAUCAGAAAGGUCUUCAACCUAGGAACGGCGAAACCAAGCUCCAGUGAUACACCAAAAUCUGCGGCUACACAACCAGGCCUGAAGAGCAACACCAAUCCGCAUCCCCCCAUGUACAGAGCCGCUGUCGACUUGUUUAAUCGUCUGAAGGACCAGGAAGAGACGCUCUCGAUAAUCGCUUUUAACAGAUUUCUCAGGCAACAGCAUCCGUCGGGUCACGAAUACGACGAGGUGUUCUCCAUCAAAGAAACAUACGGCUUUUCUGCGUUCUAUCAGGCCUGGUUGGACUUAGGUACCAGCGCUCAAGGGCCUCUCCAGCCAAAAGACCUUUCCAGGCCCUUGACCAACUACUUCAUCAGCAGCAGCCACAACACCUACCUCAGCAAAAACCGAAACCAAACCGCCUCCAGGGCCAGUGCUGAGGCAUAUCGAGAUGUUCUCAUGCAAGGAUGCCGAUGUGUUGAGAUUGACGUUUGGAACGGAGAUUCCGUUGAGCCAAAGACGCAAGACCCUUCCCGAGACCAUCAGCCAGACACCUCAACAAGCAGGGUCAGGAAACUGCGCAAAAAACGACCGCAGCUAGAACUAGGCGAGCCUAUCGUCACUCAUGGCUGGAAUUUGACUGCCCCGUGCGGCUUCCGUGAAGUAUGUUCCGUCAUUGGAACUUCGGCCUUCGUGAACAACGAUCUACCCGUCAUCGUCAGCCUCGGGGUGCAUGCAGAUGCCGAGCAGCAGGAGGUAAUGGUAAGCAUCAUGAAGGAGGAGUGGGGGGAACUUCUUCUUGAUGAACCUCUCGAGGAUUAUGAUCCAAGAUUCCGUCUUCCAACGUUGGGUGAUCUGAGGCGCAAAAUCCUUGUCAAGGUGAAGAAGAGCCGUGCUCGCGUCAACGAUGGCUCAAGCGACUCAGAAAACUCGAUCCACGGCCAAAAUCCCUUCAGUGAUCCGGAUCCUAAAGCAAAGUCAUACAGGAUUGUCAUCUGUCAGGCCCUCAGCGAUCUUGCCAUUUACACACACAGCGAGGCGUUCCGCAGCUUUGAUACCUCUGCAGCGAGAAAGCCAUCUCACAUAUUUUCUUUGAACGAAACGAGACUACUUGAGCUCAAUUCGAUGGAGGAGAAUAGGGUGUUUACUCACAACAAACAUUACUUUAUGCGCUGCUUCCCAUCUGGGCACAGGCUUGACUCAUCCAACCCUGAUCCAUCCCUCUUCUGGAAGCUGGGUGUCCAGAUGGUGAGUCUGAACUGGCAGAUCGAGGAUCAGGGCAUGAUGCUCCAUCGUGCCAUGUUUGCUGACGAGGAUGGGUGGGUUCUCAAACCGGCCGGGUAUCGAAGCACCGAUAGGCAUAUCGAAACUUGGCAUGAUGCCAUACCCAAGGGCAUAAUGAAUAUCGGCAUCACUAUUUUUUCCGGAUUUGACAUUCCGGAGAGUGGUGAAGAUGAGCAAGACAGCAUCGACCACGGGAAGAGAGUUCUUUGUCCUCAGGUCAAGGUCGAACUCCACUGUGUUCAGGAUGAGGAUGAGGAUGACGAGAGCAAGUACAAAUUCAAGACAGAGACCGGCAAGACGAAGGAUCCCCAGUUCGGUGCCACUGGAUCAGCCCUUUCGUUUGUGGUCAACAGGUCCCCGCCCGAGUUGAGCUUUUUAAGAUUCAAGGUCGUGGACGACCAACAGUCUUAUAUUGAUCCAUUGUUGGGUUGGGCGUGUAUCCGUCUGGACCGCCUUCGUGAAGGAUAUCGUGUCAUCGAACUCUUUGAUUUUCAGGGGCGUAAGACUUCGGGAGUUCUUUUGGUCAAGAUAUUCGUGGAUUUAUAUAAAAAUAAAUAG